CAGGUGCGAGGGGUGCCUGUGCCCAUCGUCCAGGUGUCUGGGCUCUGGAAGCGGCGAGAUGCUGCGGGACCGCACGCUCCGGCUCCAGUAUGGCAAUCGCAUCGAGGCCCUGUGCGUGCUGGGCACCCAGCUCUCCACCGAUGUCUAUGGAGCGGCUCCGGCCGGCGCGGUCUCCUUCGGCCUCAAGCACACGGAGGCGGUGAAGGUGGAGGUCGUCACCGGGGAGCGAGCGGAGGCGGCGCCGCCGAACGGGGGGCCGCGCUGGCCUCUCGACGAGGGGACGGUCCUGAGACUCAGCAUGAGCCAAGCCAGCGCGGAGGUCAAUGACAACAAGGUGACCGUGAGCUAUUUCGGAGAGGAAGGGGGACAGCCCAUCAACCAAGCCGGCGUCUUCCUCACGGGCGUCAGGAUCUCUCUGGACGUCGACGCAGAUCGGGAUGGAGUGGUGGAAAAGAAUAACCCCAACAAGGCGACCUGGACGUGGGGCCCAGACGGGCAGGGGGCCAUCCUGCUUGUGAACUGCGACAGGGAAAGCCCUUUGAUUCCUGCGCCUGACUGCGAUGAUGAAACGGUGUUCAGCAAAGAAGAUUUGCUGGACAUGUCUCGGAUGGUCCUGAGGACUGAAGGCCCGCAGAGGCUCCCCCGGGGAUACGAAAUCGUUCUCUACGUUCCCGUCUCGGACGCUGACAAAGUCGGGGUCUUUUACGUGCAGAAUCCCUUCUUUGGGCAACGCUACAUCCACAUCCUGGGCAGGCAGAAGCUGUACCACACCGUGCAGUACACGGGCGGCCCCGCGGAGCUGGAGUUCUUCGUCGAGGGACUCCGCUUCCCGGAUGACAGCUUCCCCGGGCUCGUCUCCAUCCACAUCAGCCUCCUGGAGCCCCUGGCCGAGGGUAUCCCCCAGGUGCCGAUUUUCACCGACACCGUGGCGUUCAGGGUAGCGCCGUGGAUCAUGACCCCCAACACGCUGCCACCGGCGACCGUCUUCGUCUGCAGCGUGAAGGACAAUUACCUCUUCCUCAAGGAGAUAAAGAAGCUGGUGGACAAAGCCAGCUGCAAGCUGAAGGUUUGCUCCGGCUACAUGAACCGCGGCGACCGCUGGAUGCAGGAUGAAAUCGAGUUUGGCUACAUCCACGCUCCCCACAAAGGCUUCCCAGUGGUGCUGGACUCCCCCCGAGAUGGAGGGCUGAAGGACUUCCCCAUCAAGGAGCUGCUGGGCCCAGACUUUGGCUACGUGACCAGAGAACCCCUGUUUGAGGUAGUCACCAGCCUCGACUCCUUUGGGAACCUGGAGGUCAGCCCGCCGGUGACCGUCGGUGGGAAGGAAUAUCCCCUGGGGAGGAUCCUCAUUGGAAGCAGCUUCCCCACAUCCGCGGGGAGGAGAAUGACUAAAGUGGUGAGGGAUUUCCUCUACGCCCAACAAGUGCAGUCGCCUGUGGAACUGUACUCCGACUGGCUGACCGUGGGCCACGUCGACGAAUUUGUCACCUUUGUGCCCAGUCCUGACGCAAAGCGAUUUCGGAUGCUCCUGGCCAGCCCCGCGGCAUGCUACAAGCUCUUUCGGGAGAAGCAGAAGGAGGGCCAGGGUGAAGCCACCAUGUUCAAAGGAUACUCCGGGACAGACACCAAACGAGUCACCAUUAACAAAGUCCUUUCCAACGACGUCAUGGUGCAACAGAAUCAGUACGUCCAGCGCUGCAUUGACUGGAACAGAGACAUCCUCAAAAAAGAGCUGGGCUUGACAGAGAGUGAUAUCAUCGAUCUGCCGGCCCUCUUCAAGAUGGACAAGCACGGCAAGGCCAUGGCAUACUUCCCCAACAUGGUCAACAUGAUCGUGCUCUCCCAGGACCUGGGCAUCCCCAAGCCGUUCGGCCCCAUCAUCGAGGGGGAGUGCUGCUUGGAGCAGCACGUCCGCUCCCUCCUUGAGCCCCUGGGCUUGACGUGCAGCUUCAUCGACGACAUCUCCUCCUACCACAAGAACCUGGGGGAGGUCCACUGCGGCACCAAUGUCCACCGACGACCCUUCUCCUUCAAGUGGUGGCACGUGAUGCCCUAGACGCUGGCAAGCUGGCAGUGGCACCCCUGCUGCACGCUCGGAGGUGGCUCCUGGGCACUUGCGGCUGUGUGUUU
This is a messenger RNA of Rhea pennata, 2130 nucleotides long. Its product is annotated as protein-arginine deiminase type-2-like. The transcript has 16 exons. Gene Ontology annotation, molecular function: calcium ion binding; histone arginine deiminase activity. Gene Ontology annotation, cellular component: nucleus; cytoplasm. Gene Ontology annotation, biological process: chromatin remodeling. NCBI's taxonomy places the organism in Eukaryota, Metazoa, Chordata, Aves, Rheiformes, Rheidae. The coding region runs from base 59 to 2056 and encodes 665 amino acids. The record is from RefSeq and is a predicted model, not a curated record.